This is a messenger RNA of Bombus terrestris (buff-tailed bumblebee), 536 nucleotides long. RefSeq names its product histone H2A. Gene Ontology annotation, cellular component: nucleosome. Lineage: Eukaryota; Metazoa; Arthropoda; Insecta; Hymenoptera; Apidae. Bases 116 to 490 code for a protein of 124 amino acids. The transcript has a single exon. The record is from RefSeq and is a predicted model, not a curated record. Gene Ontology annotation, molecular function: DNA binding; structural constituent of chromatin; protein heterodimerization activity.
GCUCCGCCUAUAAAUAGCUGAAAUGGGAAAGUCACAAACAGUAGUUCUCUGCUUGUUGCAGUGAUCAGUUGUAACGUUAGUGAUUUGUUUGUUUAUAUCCAAAAGUUAACCGAUAAUGUCUGGUCGUGGGAAAGGAGGAAAAGCUAAAGCUAAGGCGAAGUCUCGUUCAAACAGAGCCGGACUGCAAUUUCCAGUUGGUCGUAUCCACAGACUUUUGAGAAAAGGAAAUUAUGCUGAAAGAGUCGGUGCUGGAGCUCCAGUUUAUUUGGCUGCAGUUAUGGAGUAUCUGGCUGCUGAAGUUCUCGAAUUGGCGGGAAACGCCGCACGAGAUAACAAGAAGACUAGAAUUAUUCCAAGACAUUUGCAACUUGCCAUCCGCAAUGAUGAGGAAUUAAAUAAACUUCUGUCUGGCGUUACCAUUGCGCAAGGAGGUGUUCUUCCAAAUAUUCAGGCUGUACUUCUGCCAAAAAAAACUGAGAAAAAAGCUUAGACUUAUGACAAACUAAUGACAAAAUGGCCCUUUUCAGGGCCACAAA